UAACAUCGAAGUCGAAACUUCGCGAAUACAGUUUCCUGAUUCAUUGGUUUUUCCCUCUUCUAUUUCGUUGAAAUUUCGAACAGUUUCUAUCAAAAGUUCUUUGGUUUAGAUAAAGAUCUUAAUCGAUUCCAAAAAAAUAUUGAAUUCAAACACCGAAGAAGAUUGACGCGCGAACAUUAAGAUUUUUUACUAAAUUUUUUACUAAAAUGGACUCACGACAGUUGUUUCCGAUCACAUUAAUUUUAUUAGUAUUGGCAACGUGCAUUCAUGGUCUGAUGCGACAAAUAAAAAUCGGAGCAAUCUUUCACAAAGGCGAAGAAGAUCUUCAAUCUGUAUUCUUAAGAGCAAUCUCUGACACAAAAAAUGAAAAUUUUGCACCCGCAUUCGAACUUAUUCCCAUCACUGAGUACAUCGAUGCUAAUACUGAUAGUUUUAAUACUGGUGUAGCUGCUUGCAAACUUCUUGAGAAAGGAGUAGCAGCUAUUUUUGGACCUACAAGCAGGUAUACUCGUGGUAUAGUUGCAAGUAUUGCAGCUCGAUUUGAUAUACCGCACAUCGAAUAUGUUUGGCGGGAAACCGAAGAAUUAAUAAAGAAAAAUAAAAAAAACAAGAUUCUAUCGCCAAUGACCAUAAAUAUAUUCCCUGCCAAUGAGAAAGUCAGCCAGGCAAUCGCUGAUGUUAUCGAAUCAAUGAAAUGGCGAAAUUUCGCAGCGAUUUACGAAACUGACGAGGGACUAUCGCGCCUUCAGAAGACUUUGACUCUAAAAGGAGACAAAGAAAAUCCAAUUUUACACACAGUACGACAAUUGAACAAAGGGUCAAAUUAUCAUACGAUGCUUAAAGAGAUACGUUUUUUGUCGUGCAAUGUAAUUAUUGAUGUCAAGCCGGAAAAUAUCAUACGUGUGCUCAACCAAGCAAAGGAAGUCAGAUUAUUAGCAGAUUAUUGCCAUUUUGUGUUAACAUAUAUGGAUUCAUCCAAGCUACCUAUUGAGAAGCAAAAUGGUACCGUCAAUAUCACUGGACUGAGCAUAAGAGAGAAUGAUGUAGAGGGAAUUGAUUCGUUGGAUUCAGCAGUUCUCUAUGACGCAGUAUUUUUAUUAUAUAAAGCAUUAGAGACUUUAAAUGCAAGAAAUGAUAAUGAAGAAUAUAUUGAUCCUAUACCACUUUUUUGUAAUAAUACUACAAAGUACCAAGUAGGACCUAAUAUUACCAGCAUUAUGCGAGAGUUAUCGAAAAAGGGAAAGAUAACGGGCACUAUAAAUAUUGACGAGUACGGUCGUCGACAAGAUUUUAACAUAAAAAUUUUAAAUUUUCACCCAUCGGCUAUAAUACAAAUGGGUUUCUGGGAACCGUCGAGUGGUGUAAAUAUGAUCAUACGGACUGAAAAGGAGCAAGAACACUAUCUAUACAAAUCCAUAGAAGAAAAGAUAUUCAGGGUUACUGUAUUGAAAAGUGAACCUUACAUUAUGGAAGUAACCGAUAGUUCAACGCGAGGAGUACUAAUUGGUCAAAAACGCUAUGAAGGUUAUUGCAUCGAUCUGAUUAAUGAAAUCGCAAAAGUUCUACAUUUCAAAGGAGUAGAGUUCGAAAUCGUAACUGAUAAGCAGGGCAAAUAUGAACCAGAAACAAAGUCUUGGAAUGGUCUAAUCAGACGCAUUAUAGAUAAGGAUGCCGAUCUUGCGAUAUGCGAUUUAACCAUAACACAUCAAAGGAAGACUGUUGUAGAUUUUAGUCAUCCAUUCAUGAAUCUCGGUAUAAGCAUUAUAUUCAGCAAACCAGAAGAGAAGGCACCUGAUGUUUUUUCUUUUUUAUUACCUCUAAGCAAGGAAGUAUGGUUCUACAUGGCUACUGCUUUUCUCGGUGUAUCAAUAAUAAUAUUUUUUCAAGCAAGAAUGGCACCAGAUGAGUGGGACAAUCCGCAUCCAUGCAAUACCGAUCCUGAAGAACUCGAAAACAACUUCAAUUUAAAAAAUUCCUUUUGGUUGACUAUUGGUUCUCUUAUGCAGCAAGGUUCAGAUAUUUUACCCAAAGCACCGUCUCUACGCAUGCUUGCAAGCAUGUGGUGGUUUUUCACUUUGAUUAUGAUCAGUUCAUAUACAGCGAAUCUAGCUGCCUUUCUCACAAUGGACAAGAUGGAUACGCCUAUUAAAAAUGUUGAAGAUUUAGCUAAGCAGACAAAAAUUAAAUAUGGCGCACAAGAGGGUGGAUCCACGUCAACCUUUUUUGAAAAAUCAAAUUAUUCAACGUAUAAACGAAUGUGGAGUGCAAUGGCAGAAGCUAGGCCAACUGUAUUCACAAAAAAUAAUAAAGAGGGUAUCGAACGAGUUAUCAAGACUAAAGGACAAUAUGCCUUUUUCAUGGAAUCCAGUAGUAUUGAAUAUCAAUUAGAGCGGAAGUGCGAAUUAAUUAAAGUCGGGGGCUUAAUUGAUAACAAAGGCUAUGGCAUAGCUAUGCCGCGCAAUUCUGCAUAUAGAAUAGCGAUUAAUACUGCGAUCCUAAAGCUAGGAGAGUCAGGUAAACUGGGAAAAUUAAAAGAUAAAUGGUGGAAAGAAAAAGGAGGAAAUUUAUGCACAAAGGAUGAAGAAGAGAGUGAAAACACAGCCGAAUUAGGAUUGGCAAACGUCGGAGGUGUAUUCAUUGUUUUAAUGUAUGGAUUAUGCGGUUCAUUCUUUAUCGCAAUUUGCGAAUUUUUGUGGAAUAUACGUAAAGUUGCUGUGACAGAAAAGAUUACGCCGUGGGAAGCACUAGUUGCCGAAUUAAAAUUCGCUGUGAACAUUUUUGAAGUAACAAAACCUGUUAAAAUUUCCAAGAGCAACAACAACAGUACAAGCUCCAUGGGUGGACUUGGCAGAGCUGCAUCCACGGCUCGAUCUAUAGUUGGCUCUUUCUUACGUCUUGAUAUGGUUGAUAAAUUCGAUAAAGAUCUCAGCACAAGUAAUCGCACUAACGAUCGUAAAAUUAAUUGAGCAUUGCUAAAAGCACUGAAGUAAACAACGAAUUGUUUUAAAUAAUACACGAUUUAAAAUUAUAUAAAAUCAUCUACAUUGAAACUAUGUAUCUAAUCGGUAAUAAAUACCUACAGAUUAAA
Molecule: messenger RNA, 3088 nt
Organism: Atta colombica
Lineage: Eukaryota; Metazoa; Arthropoda; Insecta; Hymenoptera; Formicidae
Product: glutamate receptor ionotropic, kainate 2-like
Exons: 17
Coding region: 207-2966 (919 amino acids)
Biological process (GO): modulation of chemical synaptic transmission; synaptic transmission, glutamatergic; monoatomic ion transport
Cellular component (GO): plasma membrane; postsynaptic membrane
Molecular function (GO): transmitter-gated monoatomic ion channel activity involved in regulation of postsynaptic membrane potential; glutamate-gated receptor activity
Source: RefSeq, a predicted model, not a curated record